UCAAGAAUCUUCCUUUUUCACGAAAAGCACGACGUUAAUUAACACCUGUAGUGCAUGCACAAGAGGUGUGGACCACACUUACCUUUGUACCGAUUGAAAAAGUUGAAAUCAUCAUAACUUAACGUAUAGAAGAAGAACGCAGAUUUCUGAGUGCCCUUUCUUCUCUAUUAUAUAGCUCUUUAUUUUCAGCAAUCUUCUUACCAAAUACCAUGAUGUUGCGUCCACAUGCUCCUUUGCGAAGUAAUCACCUGUGUUUAUCAGAUUCCGAAACAGAAUCCGAUGAUCUGAACGAGCAUCUCAAGGUCCACGAUAGGAAAAAGAACAGCACAGGAGUUUACGAUGGAAAGGAAAACUGUAUGUACGAGAAAAAUAAGAAGAGAGACACUGUUAAUGAAGAUCAUAUGAAAUCGCUCAUGGAUGAAUCAGAUAUAAUGAUGAGAAAGGCAGAGAUAUACCAGGAAUACAUGAAACAGAUCCCUAUUCCAUCAUCAACUUGUGGGUUGCCAAUUUCCUACAUGACCUGGCAAGAAUUAGCCAGAACUAUUAAGCAAGUGUAUGGUCAGCCAUUGCAUUACCUCACGAACAAGCUUUUGAAACAGUGGGAUCAAUUAAGAAUUGGAACAAAGGAUGAAAGCAAGCCAUUGGACAAUAUUAUUGAUCCCAAUAGAGCUGUAGCUACAAUUUGGGGCAUGGAAGAAUUCCAUAGACAAUGCUCUUCUCAUCAGCAUUUGGCUAGACUGUGGCUUUCAGACCCACUGCAGCAUGAUUCUCUUGACAAAACUGUCCCACACUGAAUUGAAAUUCAGCUAAAAUAAUAAAAUCGUCUUCUAGAACA
This is a messenger RNA of Populus trichocarpa (black cottonwood), 835 nucleotides long. Its product is annotated as protein RDM1. Gene Ontology annotation, cellular component: RNA polymerase V complex; nucleus. The transcript has 2 exons. The coding region runs from base 210 to 794 and encodes 194 amino acids. The record is from RefSeq and is a predicted model, not a curated record. Lineage: Eukaryota; Viridiplantae; Streptophyta; Magnoliopsida; Malpighiales; Salicaceae.